Molecule: messenger RNA, 1948 nt
Organism: Theobroma umbraticum
Lineage: Eukaryota; Viridiplantae; Streptophyta; Magnoliopsida; Malvales; Malvaceae
Source: RefSeq, a predicted model, not a curated record
AAUUGUUAAAUUUUUGUAUAUAUGGUUAAAUUAAUCUAUAUCUUUCAUAUACUAAAAAAGGUACGAGCAGGAUAUGUGGACAUACAUAGCGAGGUUUUUGGAUGGAAGAUCGUUGGUGAUGCUGGCAGUGGCGAGUAAAUGGCUCAACAACGUCAUCAUGCAAGACUGUAUAUGGAAGUUCGCAUGCCUGCGUGAUCUUCAGGUUCCUGAUCCUGGCCACGUGGCAUUCAGUUGGGCCAAGCUCUACGCUUCAGCUGUUGAUGGGAGUCACUCUUACAUGUUCCGCCAGCAGGAGAAACAUAUUGACUGGAUGCGCAUUGGGGCAUUUUCUUUCGAAUCAGAAGUAGCAUUUCUGAGCGAAAGGCUGAGUGCACCUGUGAAAAUCCCAAAACAAAAAAUCAUAGAUGAUAUGUUGCAGUCGUGCGGGACAUGCCUGUUAAGGAAAGUCAAGACAGGAAUCUGGAUAGCUGAUCUACAGCUUGUUCGCUGCCCCGUGUGUGACCAAGAAAAAUGUGAAGGGACAAUGCAGAUGUUGGAUGCCAGGCACAUUGAGCUGUUCCUUAGUCAGGGGUACCAGGAUGGAAGUUGGGACUAUGAGCUUGUUGGAUCUCAUGAAGUCAAAAAAGGAGUACCAGGAGCUUAUGGGUCCAUUUUUGACUUCAAAUACCUCACAAGCAAGACAGCAGCGGGGGUCUUCAAUUACAAGUCAUGGAUAGGACGAGCGAAUGACUUUCAACCAAAAGCUAUAAUUACUCUUCAUGCAGUUGCGGUCAACACCAAUUUACAAGAAAAUCAAGCACAACAUUGUUCCCUGACAGACUGCGGCAAUAAUGAAAUUCUUAUCCGAUUCCCUUUCCGACUAGAAAGCAAGCAGCCUGAAUACUGUGGAUAUCCUGGUUUCAACCUUGGAUGCAAGAGUCAGAGUACGAUUGUCCUAAAACUUCCUUAUUCUGGAGAAUUUUUUGUUCGCGACAUCAAUUAUCUCAACCAACAGAUAUAUCUUUAUGACCCUGAUAAUUGCCUUCCCAAGCGACUUCUCAGCUUCAAUCUUUCAGGUUCUCCCUUCGUUGCUCCUUUUCAUCAGAACUACACCUUCCUCAGCUGCCCAACUCAAGUCACAAAGUCUCGCUUCACCACCAUUGAUUGCCUAAGCAAUUCAACGAACUCCGUCUUGGCCACUUCUUCCGUGAGUCUGGCGAAUUCGAUGGCUGAAUCAUGCCAGAUAAUCACUACAUUGCGAAUUCCUGUUUCAUGGCCAGCUCAGUCUGAUGAAGCAUUGUCAUCCGAGCUUGAUGAAGACAUUGAGCUAACAUGGUCUGCACCUCAAUGCGGAGAUUGUGAGUCAGAAGGCGGCAUCUGCGGCUUCAAGAGCAUCGGUAGUGAAGAAGUUGACUGUUUCCAUCUCCCUAAAUCAGGCAGAUCGGGAAAUGGUCUUCAAGUUUUCAGGAUUAUCUGCUUGUCAAUUGCUGUACCAGCACUCUCAUGCGCAAUAGGAAUCGCCGUCUUUGCGUGCUGCCUCGACAGUCGCCGUCGCAACAGGGGCAAUUCCACACAGCAGAACACCGGACAUUCUGCGGUGACAUCACAACCCACGCUCGCCGUGACAGGGCUGGACGAGUCCACAAUCGAAUCCUAUCAAAAGUUGGUGCUAGGUGAGAGCCGGAGACUCCCUGGCCCAAAUGACAGCACUUGCCCCAUUUGCUUGUCUGAAUACCUUAGCAAAGAUACAAUCAGGUGCAUACCAGAAUGCAAUCACUGCUUCCAUGCAGAGUGCAUAGAUGAGUGGCUCCGAAUGAACAGUACAUGCCCGGUGUGCCGAUUCUCUCCGUUCCCAGUACAUGCUAGCACACAUUCUCGCAUUGUUUGAUAUAUUACAAUUUUUUUUUCACUUCUUGUAUGGGAUUACACUAGGCAUCCCUCUUAUUCUUUAUACCUUCAUAAGAGUCAA